AUGCGUCGGCUUAAGUUUUACUCACAGAAAGAUCAACCUAUUAACAGCGGCUGUGAAACAGGAAAAUUUGGGAUUGAUUGCAGCUUAGAAUGUGGAAAUUGUAUAAAUAAUACCUUCUGUAACAAUAUUUCUGGCCGGUGUCCGGACGGAUGUGAUCCCGGAUGGACUGGUCAAUUGUGUAAUAUAGAAUGCGCAAAUAAAACGUUCGGUUUAAACUGCUCCAAUCGUUGCGGGAAUAAUUGCAAUUCUGAUGGAAGAUGUUACAAAAAUAACGGAAUAUGUAUAGGCGGCUGUACAUCUGGGUACGACUACAACCAUGAUAAGACAUGUAAUACCGCCUGUUCAACUGGAUUUUUCGGACAAAACUGCACUCAUAGGUGUCACUGUUCAAAUAACGAUUCUCUGAAUGCGUGUGGAACAACAGACGGCAGUUGUCCAAAAGGCUGCGAAGAAGGAUGGACUGGUCGUAACUGCAGUGUUUUGAAAAUAAGUUACCAGGAGUCUGGUGAUUCAGUGGUUGUUGUUGCCAUUUCUAUUUCCGCAUCAACAGCGACAGUCGUCGUACUUGCCACUGUCGUCGGAGGUUGUAUCUACUGCAAAAGGAAAGAUCGGCAAUCAACAACAGCCGACACCGAAUCUGUAGGGGCACCAAGUGCGUCAACGUCAAACUCUGAUGAUUAUAUCACAAACAUUGGUAUUGCGAGAACAGUGAACACAUGAUUUCAACGAACAAUAACCAUACAACGCACCAUAAGAUUGUGUAAGCGUUUGUUAACUGUACAAUGGGAAGGUUAUUGAACCACAUUGAUCAGCAAUUAUGACCAAUACAAGAAUACCUUGCGAUAUGCCGUAUAUUCAAUCUAUUUGCUUAUAUGUUUUAUGUAAUUUAAUUUUUAAAUAAUUGUUUUAAUCUAACGAUUUUAAUAAAAGUAAAAGUUAUCCAAAAUAAUUAUAGCUAUAAAGAAAAUAUAAUGAUCCUGUCAUUAGAUGCAAUUAUAAACAGAUUAUGGAAAACCUUUUUAACAAUUAAAUCCAUAAUUUAUUAUAUAUAAUAUUGUAGCAGUAUAUUAUCUUUAAAAAUAUUCAAACGAAAAACACUCGUUCUAUGAUAAGUGCAACAUGCCAAAAUGAGACACAAAUAAAGAGCAAGAAAUACUGAUGCAAUUUCAUUACAAAAAUAUGAGGGUCAUAAUUUCCAUAUAAUGCCCUAUAAUGCCACCAGAAUAAACGUCAUGAAGCUAGAGUAUCGUUAGGUGUUUUUGUCUGCCGAAACUUAAUAUCAUAUCUCAGCAUUUCAUUCAGUAGCAUUACAAGUUGUAUUGCAAUCUGUAAUAAAUCUCACAUAUUUCCAUUUUGAAACAAAAACGACAAAAAAAGAAAAAAUAAUUGAAUAUUAAUAUAUUUAGUAUAUUAGGUAUACAGAGUUAACGACGACAUAAAUGUUAUAUCUAGUUACUUAUGGUUUAUGUUAUAUGAUAUUAAAAUAUGUAAGAUAC
Messenger RNA from Dreissena polymorpha, 1496 nucleotides. Its product is annotated as protein draper-like. Gene Ontology annotation, molecular function: scavenger receptor activity. The record is from RefSeq and is a predicted model, not a curated record. The coding region runs from base 1 to 720 and encodes 239 amino acids. The transcript has 6 exons. Lineage: Eukaryota; Metazoa; Mollusca; Bivalvia; Myida; Dreissenidae.